UACACGGGCUUCUGUCAAGUAGUUCGCAGUUGAGAGACACAACGUAAUGAUUUCUACGUGCGAAGCCUAGUACGGGAUAGUAAAUACGUAUGUUAAGUGUAAUAUAUAAAAAGUUGAAUGAGACAUAAUUGGGAUAGUUAAAGAGGGUAAAAAAAUCUGUGAAUUUUCAGAGUGACGGUGUAUCACCAAGAUCCGGAGGGUCUGCGCGAGCGAGACACUUUGUUUGAAUGACGUAAUUGUAUUGAUCGCGGAAGAAGAGCCGAAAGUCGCGCAUUCGCCAUCUUGGACGAAUUGUGGGAAAAGAAGUUUGUGCUUCGUGGGCGAUAUAAUAAUUACUGAACUGUAUCCGCGGCAAUCCGCCAGUUAGUUAGUUUUAAAGGGAUUCAUAUCCGUUUGUGAACUGUUUACCCAUUUGGACGGACCAAGACAAAGGGUUCGUUCGUUGGGUCUGAGUGGUACUAAAUGGUUGCCUGCAGACAGCAUGUCUACUCUGUCGGGGAAUGUGUCGAAGGGGGAGAAAGGAAAAUCCAAGUUUCAAUCAUUAGACAUCAAUAAUUUAUACAGGACGAGUAGGGGAGAAUCCUUGGAGCAACAUCAACAAAAAAAUACAAUACCACGCAAACAUGGAAUGCAGAGUUUGGGAAAGGUGCCUUCGGCACGGCGGCCACCUGCUAACUUGCCCAGUCUGAAAAGUGAGCACAGCGGCAGCGACCCAGCAGUCAGUCUUGUACCAAGCGGUGGCAGCGGUUGGGCCACUACUAAAGAUCCUGCCACACAAACUACCAACACUACUAGCAACGCCACUACUACACCACCUACAACCUCUGAUACUACCACCAGCAACACACCUUCGACACAAUGUGCAACGGGAGCUGCUCCUGCAACGGCAUCGCCACUGCAACCACCACAACCAGGACAACAGAAUACUUCACAGACAUCACACUCCACUGCGCCCUCAUGGAGCGCAAUUAUGAGCAGACCGGGAGAUGCCGGUGGGCCCGUCGUGGCAGCAGUGCUUGGUUACGCGGGGCUCGUGGGGGGCGGGAGAGGGGGAAGAGGUGCCCUUGGACUGAGCUUUCUCGCCCACCAGUCCCCGCAGUUCCAACACGAGUUCCCCAGCCUCAGUGGCCAGCCCUCCGUCUCCAUCUCCAAUCAGAGUCAAACUCAACAGUCCUCGACAACGCCGAACGCAAAUUCCAAUGCGAUAUCGGUAGCUGCUCAACAACAGUCGUUGCUGCCGCAGCAGUCCCAAUCCCACAGCCACUCAGGCGAUGGCACAGCCGGGCCACAGCAGCCACAGUCGCAGCAGGCCAAGGAAUUGACUGCACAAUAUGGUCCAGGACCCAGUCUACGCCCACAAACGGAAGGCAGUUGGAUUCAAGGUGGAAGUCGUACAGCAAGCGGAACUGGAGCAGGAACACCUGGGCCAGGAAAUGGGAGUACUCCGGGGGUCCAGGGCCCCCCGCAUAUUGGUGUAGGUGGACUAGCAGAGGGACCCGCUGGCGGGCGGCCCAACUUGGGCCAGUCGCUAACCAUGGGCAUGGCCCAGGCAGGCCCUAAUGGUUCCCCAACUGCACAAGGUGCCACGACUCCUGGUGCCAGUCAAAAUCCUAGCCUGCAUAACUAUCGAGGAUUGAUUCCUCCUUUUAUGUACCGAGGCAGCUUUCCUGGAGGAUUUCCUUCACAAUUCCCACCAAAUAUGGGUGCGAAUGGCCCUCGACACCGAUUCACCCAUCCCCAGGAACGAUUCCCAGCUCCCCCACGCCAGCAAGAACGUGAACGUCCCCCUCCCCCAGCAGAUGAAGAAAUAAUCACACGUCCAAUAAUUAAAGAGGAAGAUUUGUCAAGAAUGGACGAUAUUUCACGCGAUGCUGGGUGGGCAGCCCAUGAUGAUAUCGAUUACAAUCAGAAGUUAGCGUUCAGUGACGAUGAAACAGAACAUGACCACCAUAAAAAAGAUGACAAAAAGGACUUCAAAGAUGACAAACGUGAGGAAAGUCAACCCGAGGAAAAAGAGAAGUCAAGAGAACGCGAACGGGAGCCUCGGGACAAUCGUGAACAGCCGCAGUCUCAUCGUGGAUGGAAUCAAGGACCUCCACCGUUAUCCCGAGAUUUCCGUGGCACAAAUGGUCCUGUCAAUUAUCCUCCGCAACAGCAAAUACGAACUUCAAAUCCACCUCGAGGUCUCGAGGAAGACGAAUUAUGGAAUCAAAGACGCAGAGAACAAGGAGAAAAGGUGGCCUCGACUGUGGAGCGGGCCCGCCAGCGUAAAGAAGAAGAAGAAAAACGAUUCCGAGAGUCCAUUAAACAAGCUGCAGAUAAAAAAUUGCAGGACUUGGAGCAAAAAAUUAAGGAAAAAUAUGUCAAGCAAAAAGAUGACGAUUCAGGAUCUUCAUCCGAACCGAAAUCUUUAAUCAGUGUACCUUCGUCUAUUAUUCCAGUACCCGACUGGGAGCGAGACAGGGAGAACCGAGAAAGUCGCGAAAGAGACAGAUCUCGUACUUCGUCUGAGGGCAAAGAUGAAAAGCCUGUGAGCCGAGAGUCUCGUGAUAGUCGUGACACUAGAGAUACUAGGGACAUUCGCGAUACACGAGAAACUCGUGAUACAAGGGAUACUCGAGAAACUCGUGAUACGAGGGAUGCUCGGGAUGCCCGAGAUCCCCGGGACACUCGAGAUGUUCGAGAAUCCCGAGAUACUCGAGAUGUUCGAGAUACCCGAGAUACCCGAGAUAUCCGAGAUACCCGAGAUACCCGAGAUACUCGAGAUAUCCGAGAUACCCGAGAUAUCCGAGAUACUCGUGACUCUCGGGAUUCCCGCGACCAGCCAGUCUCAGAAUUUCGGCAAAUUACUCAAAUUGAGCGUCCAAGCUUCAUGCGGUCUCAAGAUAUAUCGCGUAACGAGCGCGAUCGCGAUCGCGACCAACGAGAGAUUAGGGAAAGAGAGCAACCGGCGUUUUCUAAGAACUUUCAGAACGACUUACCCCCAAGGUUCCAGAAACAACAGGCUGAGAGAACUGGUGGAGCCUAUAACAGGGUGUCGCCGAAUGCAGAACAGCGUCCCGCUCCUCAACCAGUACCUUUCUCUCAACAAUAUGACCCUAGCAGAUGGGUGCACAGCAGCCACCCUAACGUGCCGAACAGUGUCAAGAAGCAAUCUCAUUCCAUGCCACUGCCCCAACGCAGGAAUCGAACUGAUUCGGAAUUGUCUGGUCCAAUUGAGGACGAUAGACCUCCUUCAAGAGAUCAUCGAGGUCUACCGAGAGACGAUCGUUAUCGACAUUCGUCGCACAGAUCGUACGAUGGUCGCAAACCAUCUAGCGGUAGUUAUUAUGACGAUCAUGCACGCUAUAGAGAAUACGAAUAUGAUGAUAGACAUUCUCGUGAUUCUUGGGAACGUGAAAGGCAUUACGAUGAUAGAGACAGAGAUAAUCGAGAAAGAGAAAAGAAAGAUUACGAGAAUUAUUCCAAGAGUUCGCCACAACAAGAUCCGUUUGACGAACGCGAACCCGCCAGGGAGCGCCCGGAGAAUCCCGAGUGGCGAGAUGAUAGACGGGACAUGCGCGAUGAUCGGAUAACCCAAGAAAGGCAAUCUGAUAGUCGUCGUGAUCCACCCAGAGAUGAUCGUAUUGAUCGUAGUGAGCGUCCUCAAAGACCGGAUUCUCGUGACAGUCGUGCAUCCCGAGAAUCGAGAACUUCUCUUCGCGAUGACGACAUGCACAAGUCACGUGAUUGUGGAUCCUGGGUGAAUGAUAUACCAGAUUAUGAAGAAAAGAAACGAGAUUUGUAUCGUGAAGAUAAUAGAGAUCGCCGGCAACCUCCCGGACCUGUAACAAGGGAAAAACUGGAAGCGGACGAGCUUAAAGGUGAAAAACGAAAUUUGACGCAGCUGAAGCGUUCUGGAUCUGAAAUGGAUAAAAAGGACUGCAGCAAAGAUAGCCCUACCGAGGCUAAGAAGGAACUCGACGUGUGGAAUAGGAAAUUGGAACUAAGCUCAGAAAACAAUAGAAACCUGGACAGAGGAGGUGAUAACUCACCGAAAGCGUGGGCUGAUGCAAUAUCUCCAACCUUAGAGAUGGAAGAUGAGAAGGUUUUUCUUGAACCUAUGAAGGAUGAGAAAGAGAUUGAUGAAAUGAAACAAAGUAUGGAAAAACUAAGCGUCGACAACAAACGGGACGAUGCAAUAUGCGUCGAAGUUAAAGAAGAUUUGAAAGAUGAGAAACGGGAUAAAAAUGUGAGGAACAGAACAAACAGUGGAAGUUCAAGAGGUCGAGAAUCUGGUCGUAGCGCUAGGCAGUACGGAGGUUACAGUGUUUACACUACUCGUGGGUGGCGUGGUGCAGAUCAGCGAGGGAGAAGAGUAGGACCAAGGUCUGUGGGUAGACCUGGUUCUGCAAGAAGUGGUUCUUAUGGUCACACAGAUUCCGAACUUAGCGGAGACGAAAUCUCCGGAUCCACUGAAUCUGGAAAGGAAGAAAGGCGCCCAGGUCGCUCUCCUAAGCCUUCUCAAAAAUUGGACAAAGAUGAUCGCAAUCGGGAAGUAUCAAGGCGCGAUGAUAAACGCGGUGAUUAUACUCAAGUUCGCAGUGACAAAAGAAGCUAUGACAGCAGAUCUGGCCGUGAAGGAUUUGCACCAUCCGGGGAACCUUCAAGACGGGGCCGAGGGGGGUUUCGGAACCGUGGUCCUACUACAGGCGGACGAAUGAAUACUAAUUAUGGUCCACCACCAAGUAAAAGCCCUUUUUCGACUGAACGCAAUGCGGAUGACAAAGAACCUAGUCAACAGAAGCCCUCAUCACCGACACCAGAAAGUGAAUUACCAGCUAGUGGUGCCCAGUUGUCUGAGUCCACUGAUGACAAAAUCAUAGCUAAACAGCAAGCCCUCACUGCUGGCAUUACUGGUAGACAUACUAAAUCUCCAAGUCAGCAAAGUCAGCAGCAAGGUAACAAUAAGCAAGAGUCACUUCAAAAUCAGAACACAGCUCCGCAAAGGUCACAAGGCAGAAAAGAUGAAGGGAGGACUAAGAGGAAUCACAGUAGUAGUAGACGAACACAAGGAAGAGAUCAUCGCGACGGACGUUUCCGUGGAAAUCCCAGCAAUGCUCCAAAGCAAAAUUCAUCAGAUGUUGGUAACGACGACUGGGAAACAACUUCGGACAAUAGCGAAGAACAUAUUGAAGAUCGUAAAGAAUCUCGAAACACGCGUAAUAAAUCAUAUGGAAGUCGAGGAAAUCAGAGCUCCCACCAGAACCCGACCGGUAAUAACCAACAAUCUCGCAGAAAUGAUCAAUCAAUAAACAAUAGGGAACAGAGAGAACGAAAUGCAGCCAAACCCGGCAAUACUGCAUCUCGUGCUCCUGGAGCUGAGAAAAGGAAUGCACAGAAUGCUUCUUACAAUCAACGGAAUCAUUCUGGAGCUAUACCGCCGUUGAUGCAAAAUACCCAACAAAAUGGCCGCCCUAGAAGUCAAGGAUCAGCAAACAGCGGGCCUUCCAGUAAAGCCGUAAUUAAAGAAAGCACGGUUAAUCGUGUUGAUGAAAUAAAACUAAAUGAUUUAAAUCUGGUAAAUCAAGCCUUGAAUGAUAUAAAUAAAAAGUCUGUCUCAAAAGAAAAGAAAGUUAUUGACGGUGAAUUGGAAGUAAACAAUUAUUCUGGUGGUGGAGAUGAUGGGGCGAACAGUAACGAAGAUAAAAUAGAUGCGGAUGGUUUUCAAGAGGUUAGGUCCAAGAAGAAUGUAAAGGAGUCUAGGCAUAAUCAGAAAGAAGAAGCCAAACCCAUGAGACGUGAAAAAGAAAAGGAAAGAGAACGAGAUCGAUCAAAAUCAAAGUCUAACGGACCUCAGCCCACUCCACAGCAGAUUCAAAAUAUUCCACCAUUGCUAGGACAACCAAUUCCUCAGCCUGCCAACUUGCCGCAGAAACAAUUUGACAGAGAAAGAAAUUCUAAUCGGCAAACAUUGGCCCCACGAUUCCAGAAAGCACGUUUAGCCAAACAGCAACAACAGAUGGGAAUUGGCGAAAGUAACGACACAAGCAAAGUGAGUUCUAAUAAUAUCUAUGCUUCCAAAGACUCAGCUGCUGGGCCAGCUCCACCACCAUCAGUCAAUGCUUGGGAUAAACCAUUUACCAGUCAAAUAAGGUCCAAUUCACCAUCAACAGUUUCUGCAGACAUUCAACUUAUGUCUGGAAUAACUGGUCAAAGUGAACAUAACCAUGAGACUAAUGAACAGGUCAAUUCUAGAGGUAGCAGUCAGCGGAAUUCGCCAAACACAGAAAAAACUGUUAAUAAAGCAGCAAAGGAUAUUAUUGUUGAAAAAAAUGUUUCGGAUGGAACUUCGCCCCCUGUUCAAACGUUGAUUUUCGAAAAUACAAACUACUCUAAAACCACAAAAUCUGGACCAUCGGAUCUGACAUUGAAAUCAAAGUUUUCAAAUCAUAUGAAAACUCAACAGCGAGUCGAUAAACGCGGCGAAAUUGAAGACGAUGGUCAGAUGCAACAGCAUCAGCAACAAGCUCUAUCUGCUGUCUUUUCUAACAAAUCUAACGAACUUAUGAAAGAUAAAUCGCAAGAACCAAUUCAGAUGCCAUUGUCCUUUAGCAAAAACGAGGACAAUGCUGAUAUGAAAUUGGACUUCACAUUUGAUUCUGAACUGUCACAACUGACGGAAGAUGCUAAAAGUAAAUCUUUGGGAAUGCCACGAUCGAUUCACAUGACUGGGAGUCAAAGUACUAUUUCUCCUUCGACAGCAGAACUUAAUCUUAAAAUUGCUUCUGUGAAGAAAGUAUGGGAAAAUGCACCUCCAAUGCCCACGGUGGUCGAACAUGAAGAUGGAAACGUUGUUGCCACUGCAAAUAGUUUUCCUCAACCCUUUGAGAGCAAUGAUGUUGAUGACAGCUACAGUCCUCACCAGCAAUACAACCAGAGCAAUAUGAAAAACGAAAUAGCAACUUCGACAAACGUAUGCAAGCUGGUUCCCCCGCAGGUGAAGCCGCAGCAACAGUCCGCUGGAAGCACUGGUGCCCAACCUGGAUCCACAGUUCCCGGGCCAAGUCCAAUUGGGCCUGGUCAAAGUCCCAUUGGUCAUCCUUCGGCCAGUUUACAGGGUCAGCUAAGCCCCCCUCCAUUCAACACAACUGGACAACCAUCCCACAUUAACUAUCAAGAAUUUCCUCAAUAUCCGGGCUCCCAAGCUGCACAAUAUGGAGGAAUGUCUGCUAUACCUUCACCGCCAGCAGUCUUAUUCAACACUGGAUCAGGUCAAUUACCAGCGCAGGCUGGUGGGUUAUAUGGGGCAUUCCAGCUAGAUCAAAGUCGAUCUCCUUUUACUCAGUAUCCUCCUUAUGCUCCAUCACUUCAGAGCUCCUUUAAUCAACAGAGUGUCUAUUUGCAACAGCCUCCGCCGCCUCCGCAUGCACCAAGUGCAACUCCUGACAUGUAUCAGAAUAACAUGUCACAAUACAGAAUUACAACUGCAGCAGCUCCGCCAUUCGGUCAAAAUCAACAGCUGAGCAAUAACCCAAAUACAGUGUUGAUUAGCUCGUCGUCAAACUCUCUCAUGUCUGCCAGUGUAAAACCAUCUACUCAACCGAUUGGCGCCAUUGGGACAAAAGCAACACAUUUUCAAGCUCCAUCAGCACAGCCGAAUCAGUUAACCUAUAUACCAUACGAUCCGAACCAGGUUUUAGGUGUGAGUGGUAACUAUAUGGGUAACUCACAAUUGGUGCAACGACCUGGACCAACCGUUCAACCGUCUCAAAACAGUUACUACAGCGCUACCUCCGCCGGUAAACCUAACACGCUUCUGUAUGUAUUUCCUGGUUCACAAACAGGCUUCUACCAACCGGGUGGUGCGGGACAACAAACUGGGACUCCUUACGGGCUGCAGGGGUUUGGUCAACAUAGUCAGAGUCUUGCAACUGGUAGUGCCACGCCGGUUGGUCUUCAGAAUUUCGGAUCUCAGUUCCUUUCUGGAUCUGGAAUACAAAUGGCAGCUGCUGCUCAGCAGUAUAGAAACCCUACUGGAGGUUUGCCAGGCCCUGGUAACGCUGCUGCUACAUUUCUCGGAAAACACCAGCAACAGGAACAGUCUAGACAAUUGAAGAGCCCGUCGGGUAAUCAACAAGACGUUUUGGCCUCUGUUUUCAGUUCUACUUCUCAAAUUCCGUCACCAAAAUCUCGGAACUGCAAGCAACAAACACCGACUCAACAACCUCAACCAAGUCCAACUCAAAUUCAUAAGUAUCAGCAAUAUCAGGGCGUCACUCAGUCUGCUCUGGUAAGCAGCUACAGUAACUAUGUAUUACAACAGAAUGUACGUGGAAUGGGCAUGCCUCCACCACGUCCGGGAAUCCAACCGUCCCAACAACGUUAUCCAGCACCAAUACAACGGCCAGCUCCUUUUCCUCCUGGCCCAAACCCCAACCCAGGUCAACAACAACCAAACUGUAUGCCCACCCAGCAGCAACAACAGGCGCAAAUGAAUCGUCAUAGACCAAACAUUCACCAGCAACAACAGCAGCAACAACAACAGCAACAGCAACAACAACGUAACAUGAAAAUGUCGCAACAAUACUACAGCAGUCAAGGCAAUGUGAAAAUGGACUCUAAUGACAAACAAGAUUCGCACAAUGAGAAAAUGUCGGAGAGCAGUAAUGUCACUCAACCUGGCAACAAGGCCAACGUGAAUCAGCAAGAUGGUGAGAAUAAAGAGGAAGUUAAUCAACAAAAUGAGUAGAUAAAUGAACUUAGUUCUUUUUCUAAUUAAUCUAAACUGUGAACUGUAUUUUUUAAGAUUAGCUUGAUCAGAAUGAAAGUUGAACUUGAAUAUAAAGAUGAAAUUAUGGAUUCAUAUAGUCUUGGAUGUGACAGACAAAAAAGAAAAACAAGUAAAAUGAACCAAAACGGAACAAUUUACAGCUCUGAAAUAGACACGUGAUGACUUGAUUUUACGCGUGAAAAGUUUUUUUUUUUACGUGAUUCUAGGUUCAUGAUUGAGAGAAAAAAUGUCUCGGACUUUAAUUUCGAGAUUAGUUUGAACUCGCUGUUAAUGAAAUCCUAAAGUUUUCACGCAAAAUCAUAUUAACAACAGUUGUUCAUCAUGUUGUUCCUAUAUCGCUGACUUUUCGUAAAUUUUGUAUUUCAUAUAUACCAUAAUGAUACAUAGAUUCCACAUAUUCAAGAAAGUCGACACAUAUACAUAUUGAUAAGAUUGUAUUAAAACUCGAUAUUGAAAAAAAAGACAAAACUGCUAUGAAUUGACGAUAUUCGGCUAUGUUAAGGGGCACGACAUUGUGUAAAGUGUUUUCGUGGACGAAUUCAUAAUUCAAUUACGGAAAAUGAAUGCAUUUAAUGUUAAAUAACAUAAUAAGAGACGUUUUUUGUGUACGAGGUAUUCCGACUGAACUAUGCUGUUGUAAUAUUUCCAUACUAUACAUAUGGAAUGAACAUUUGAUUAAUCAAAUCUUGCAGAAAUAAUGGCGAAAUAAUGAAGCCUCUGCUGUACAUACAUUGAUUGUGGAUACGAAAUGUGGCGUAUAAAUCGAAACAGGUAGUUACAGUCUGUUUUAUUACGUACCUAAUAUGGUAGUGAAAAACAAUUGUUUGUGAAGUCACACAAAGUUGUGUAAUUUGCUUGCCCUGUGGAACUCGCAUAUGCAAUGAUUAUGAUUGAUUAUUAUUCAUGUAACACAUUACGGAAACAGUCACACAGGGCUAUGAUGAGAAUAUUAUGAAUGAAACGAAUAUUAACACUAUCAUAGAAAUCAGUGCAACUUCUCAGGGGAAAGAAGUGAAAAGUUUGUACGCAUUGAUCGUUGAAAAAUAACAUAAGAUAUUGUUUGUGAGCUGGUCAUCCCUUGUCUGCAUAAGUUAACGUAGAUAUAAGGGGUUAUUUCACUCGUGUUGAAUCCUCUGACCUUUCCCCGCCUCUCCUUCCCCCUCUUCUCCAUUGGAUUAUACACACAAUUUCCUGCUGUAUUACAAGAAAUGAAAAGAAUGAAAAAAGAACACGAAUCGUGGAUAAAUUGUAUAUGCUAUGCUUUUUGUUGCAGUUCGUUAAUUAUUAUAAAAAUAAAUCUAUUAAAAUAAUAAACGCUAGUAAUUACAGAAUGUCUCCGUCGUUGCAAAUUUAUUGAAAUAACAUCAUUCAAUGUCUUGUAUCGAACUGCGAGACAAUACAAGAUUUGAUAUGGGUUGUUUAACAAAUUGAUGAACAUAUAUGAAAAAAAGAAAAAGAAAAAAAAUAUUUAACUACUGCCAGUUGUGUCGAUAACAACCAGAACUUUUUUGUGUACUUCAUAAUUGUGAAAACUCAGCUAAUAUAGUUUGAUGUGUCGAGUAAUUACCUAUUAAAAUAUUAUAAUGUAAUUACUUAUUAUUAGCCUUGAUAUGUCUUUCUAUAACUUGAUGAUUCUCAAAAUAUGAUGAAUUACAAAGGGAACACGCUGUGUUGAGUGUGUCUUACUGUGCCCACUGCACAAAAUAUAAUCGGCGUGUUUCAACAUGAUACGGAAUGAUGAUAUUUUAGCGAAAAUGUUGUUGGCGUUGAUUGAAGCUAGUAAAGGUCAUUUCUCACACUAUUUUAUUAUUUUUAGUUACUACAAUAAUUACUAUUAUCAUCGUGAUGAUCAUUAUUAUUUUCUUAAAUUUAUUGUACUACUGCACGUAUGCACUCAGCAGAUGAGGAAUAUUGGGAACAGUGAAAGAUAAAUCUUUUGUGGUGGUCAACUUCAUCAGCGAUUUAUUACAGAUAUCUAAAACAUCUGUUAAAUCACAUUUUAUGCUUACAUGUGAGGUGGUACUACUUGAAUCGUGUCUCUGAGGCGCUAAGGGAUUGGUGUAGGGGUCUGUGAUUAUAUGACAUAUAUGUUGUAUAUGGUAUAUGGUUACAUUACAAGUUUCGGGAGAAUACCAACGUUAUUUCUUUAUGAUUUGAUAACGACUCGCUACGAAAUAAAUUGUAUACCAGUGAAGGGAAUAAUCUUUGGUCAAAACUGCACUCGAUAAUUCAUAGUCAGAAGCCUGUGCGCAGUGAGUUGUAGUAUUAUGUUCGAUGUCGAUGGUUUGAUAGAACAAAUAAAUAUAGUAUGAAAAGAAGAAAAAUUUAUGAAAGUAGAUAAAUCGAAAAACGAUGUUAUAUUAUUGACUGACAAUACGCGACCUGUAGAUAUUGUUUUAUUUCAAAGACUGAACGUACGUGUAACUUUGAUGUGUGUCUCUUGGAAAUUAUGAAAGUGUUGGUUAUGUGGGAUCUCACGAUUUUUAGUGGUAUAAAAAGGAAAAACGAAAUAGUAUUUGAGUAAGAGGAAAACAUAUUUUUAUUCUCAACAGACUCCCAAUCUUUCCCUAAGCGUCUGUACUUUUAUCUACUUGUAGUUAGUGACAUGACAACAGUAAUUUAUAUAUUUACCCACUUAAUGAUAAUAAAGUAACUGAAAGCAAAACACUAUUAUUAAUUUGUAGAUUGUAAUAACGAAGAAAUUGUACAUGAACGUCGUUGCUAACGAUACUUUAGGUGAAAAUAAAGCAAGCCUCCAAACAGAAACCGCUAAAUGCAUGUAUGAAUAUUUUACUACAUACGUAUAAUAAGUGAAUGUGAACACGCUGUAAACUUUAUGUUUCUUGAUAUAUGGGAUGAAAAAUGAGUCUGAAUCUCUGUAAAAUUAAUUUUCGAAACAAAACACAUUAAAAAAAAAUAUUUAUCCCAUUUCGGUACAGUUGUAUAACAAUUGUGCAUUGAAAGAAUACAAUUUGGUAGUUAUUUUCCUUUACUCUAAAGCUAAAGUGUGUUCAGUAAAUAAUACGUCUCUUCACAUAUCUACAUUUACAGUGGGUUAUAAUUUGUGAUUUAUAGUUUUUGAAAAUCAUUGCAAUUUGUUAAAUCACGUUUAUUUUUUUGCAAUGUUAUAGUAGCAAACAUAAAGAUCGCUUUUUUACUCUACAUUUACAACCUACGUCAAUUCUGCACCAUUAUUCGAAUAUAUGCUGAAAGAAACAGGUGCAAUAACAACGUGCCGCUACUCUGUACACAAUUCAUUAAGUUUGUAAUAAUAGUGAUAGUCCAUUCUUUCUAUAUUCGAUUAUCUAUACGAAAAAAUGUAGAUUAAUAUCGUAAAAUAUCCUAAUUAAUAAGAAACGAUAGUUACGACUUACGAAUAAUAGAGUAAAACUAUCGUAAUAAAAAGCAUUCGCAUUAUUACACAGUGCGCCGUAAUGUUUCCCAGGAUACGAACGAUGUGUAGGAAUAUAUCGAGAUGCUUCAAAAUUUGAACAGACGGAAAGGUCUCAAUGAUUCGUAGUUUUUUUUUUGAUCUUCCCAUCUUCAUAUUCUAAAGUCUACAUGAAACCUGAGCGAUUAUAAGGGUGUGAGAAUUAUAUUUUGUGUCCAUGAGAUUAGGUGGGAAGUACCCUUAUAAAAUUCACAAUCAACAUUUAAAAUCUCGAAAUCCAUUUCGAUAACAUUUCGCAUUU
Messenger RNA from Diprion similis, 12465 nucleotides. It is a transcript of the gene nocte, whose product is annotated as protein PRRC2C-like. NCBI's taxonomy places the organism in Eukaryota, Metazoa, Arthropoda, Insecta, Hymenoptera, Diprionidae. The record is from RefSeq and is a predicted model, not a curated record. The transcript is spliced from 20 exons. Bases 482 to 8731 code for a protein of 2749 amino acids. Gene Ontology annotation, biological process: cell differentiation.